Molecule: messenger RNA, 333 nt
Organism: Nomascus leucogenys (northern white-cheeked gibbon)
Lineage: Eukaryota; Metazoa; Chordata; Mammalia; Primates; Hylobatidae
Product: guanylate-binding protein 7-like
Exons: 3
Coding region: 1-333 (110 amino acids)
Biological process (GO): defense response to protozoan; defense response to Gram-positive bacterium
Molecular function (GO): GTP binding; GTPase activity
Source: RefSeq, a predicted model, not a curated record
AUGGCAUCAGAGAUCCACAGGCCAGGCCCAGUGUGCCUCAUUGAGAACACUAAAGGGCAUCUGGUGGUGAAUUCAGAAGCUCUGGAAAUCCUGUCUGCCAUUACACAGCCUGUAGUAGUGGUGGCAAUUGUGGGCCUCCACCGCACAGGCAAAUCCUACCUGAUGAACAAGCUGGCUGGGAAGAACAAAGGCUUCCCUCUGGGCUGCACAGUGAUGUCUGAAACCAAAGGCAUCUGGAUGUGGUGUGUGCCCCAUCCCUCCAAGCCAAACCACACCCUGGUCCUUCUGGACACGGAGGGCCUGGGUGAUAUGGAAAAGUUGGAUGAAUUAUAA